CUGGUUAUGGCAAAAUUUUUGGCAACAAUUAAGGCAAUAAUUACGCGUUUAGUAUUUGCAUCGCAUGGUUUCAUCGCUAUCUGGCAGGUAACAACUUUCAAGAAAAAUCCAUAUUUUUGGUAUCUGAGCUGUCCUAUCUUGUUGCUGUUCUUCGAAGGCAUUUUUACGGUCACUAUAAAGGAAAAUCAGGAAUGGAAAUGGUUUUGCCCAUCUGUAUUUUUAUAUCUUAGUAGCGUGGUACCAGCAAUCUGGUUGUUAGAACUGGAUAAAGUAGAUAAGAGAUUGAAAUCUCGUGGAUCGAAUAUUAAUAUAUCCGAAAAUUUUGACUUAUCCAAUCUGGCAGCUGGAGAUUUAAAACAUUUAGAAGAGGCUUUAGGCGUUGAUAUUCAAUUACCGGAUAUACAGAUUUCCACAGAAACGUGGGUCACUCUGAUUGAGCAAUUCUUAAUGCUGAUUUUAAUAAUUGGUCGAUGGAUGUUACCGAAAGGUGAUUUGACUCGCGACCAAUUAAGUCAACUGUUGUUAGUCUACAUUGGUACUGCAGCCGACAUCAUCGAGUUCUUCGAUUCCUUUAAAGAAGAUAGGAUAGCAAGAGAACCUGUACUUGUAUAUCUAACACUGGGCAUUUGGGCAUGGUCCUUGAUGCAAUUUACAGUCGUGCUGACUGCCACUAAGUCGAGAAAGUCCCGAUUAUCAUCCGGCAGCGUCGCAAGGAAAAAAAUUCGAACAGAAACCAGUUGCUGCAGCAUUGAUGUAUGGGGAAUCGCUUUGAAUAUGAUUCUUCAAGAUGGGCCGUUUCUGGCAUUUCGUUUAAUAUUGAUAAUUCAUUAUCAAAUAGUUAGUUACAUGAACAUAUUCUUUACAUGCAAAAAUACGCUCGUGAUACUAUUACAAUGGUACCGACUUUACGUAGUGAAAAGUGAAAGCAAGAAUAAACAGAACAAAAAAUAUAACAAAAAAAUGAAUGUGUCGAAUAUCAGUAUUAUUUCCCGAGAUGACAAUGACAUAAAAAUGAGAAAUUUGCGAGAUUACAAGAGAUAUAAAAACCGAUGUGAUAAGGACAUAGAAGCAAAUUACAGCGAGAUCGAAGACUCAAGAGAAAAUAUCGAUAAGUUCGAUUUGUCUCCAAAAAGUGUCUCUCGUUCUAAACGGAAAAAUCGCCAAGAUACUGGAUAUUCCACGUCGAGCUCUCGCAAUUCUAGUAAACAUGACAAAUUGUAUAAACAUGAAGAAAAGAAAAGAUCACGAAAGAAAAAAGUAGACGUGAUUUCUGACAAUGAGAGACAUAAAAAUAAAAGAAGAAGGGACAAAAGAUCUGUUGCAAAAGGCGAGAGAAAGUUGACGAAGAUUAAAAAUAAUGAUGGCUCUCGUAAGAGCUCCAGUCGAAAUUUCGAUAGUGAGAAUGAAUCUUCUAGCGAGGAGUCGAUUAAAAGUAAAAUCAUUAGUGAAGGUAGCGAAUCGGAAUUUGAUAGAAAAAGCUCCAGAGCAAAUAAUGUGUAUUCACACUUCGUAUAUUAAAUAUUCACAUCUGAAUGUGUGAACUACAAAUUAGCAGAAGAGCUACAAUUGACUCUUAUCGAACGAUCACUUCGAUAUCUCUCUUCGAAACUCUUAAAAUAGAGGUUAUAUUAUUGACACACUUAGAAGACUAUAUUGGCGUAAUGCUAUUGUGUAUUAAUAUAUUAGCACCACUGCGCACGACAGACUAUUAAAUACAUGUUUCCAUAAAUAAUUACUUAGAAUUCGCUGUUUAAUGGUGGAGAUAUUAAGAGAAAUAAAACAUAAUAAUAAAAGAU
Pogonomyrmex barbatus (red harvester ant) is the source of this 1796-nucleotide messenger RNA. Its product is annotated as transmembrane protein 26. Lineage: Eukaryota; Metazoa; Arthropoda; Insecta; Hymenoptera; Formicidae. The record is from RefSeq and is a predicted model, not a curated record.